AUGCCGGGAUUUGUAACUUGUGGACCAAACGAAGCUUUAGUGGUAUCAGGAUGUUGCUUACAAAAUCCAACUAUUGUUCCUGGCGGUCGUGUUUUUGUCUGGCCAUUUUGUCAAAAGGCGCAAAAAAUCACUCUGAACACAAUGACUUUAACAAUAGAGAGUCCAAAAGUAUAUACACAACAGGGUGUUCCUAUCUCUGUUACUGGAAUAGCACAGGUAAAAAUUCAAGGUCAAAAUAUGGAAAUGUUACGUGCUGCAUGUGAACAGUUCUUGGGAAAAUCAUGCAAGCAAAUUAUGAACAUUGCUAAGGAAACUUUGGAAGGCCAUCAAAGAGCAAUCAUGUGCACCAUGUCUGUUGAGGAAAUAUACAAAGAUCGUAAAAAGUUUUCUAAGCAAGUUUUCGAAGUGGCUUCUUCAGACUUGAUCAACAUGGGAAUUACAGUUGUAUCCUAUACAAUCAAAGACAUAAGCGAUGAACAAGGUUAUCUAAAGUCCCUUGGUAUGGCUCGAACUGCUCAAGUGAAACGUGAUGCCCGAAUUGGUGAAGCUGAAGCUCGUAGGGAUUCACAAAUAAAAGAAGCUCUAGCUGAAGAAGAACGAAUGGCUGCUCGUUACGUUAAUGAUACAGAAAUUGCCAAAGCUCAAAGAGAUUUUGAAUUGAAAAAAGCUGCAUAUGACAUGGAAGUCAACAGUAAGAGAGCAGAAUCAGACUUGGCAUUCAAUUUACAAGCUGCGAAAACAAGGCAAAAGAUUAAAGAAGAACAGAUGCAAGUUAAAGUAAUUGAGAGAGCUCAAGAAAUUCAAGUCCAAGAGCAAGAAAUUCUAAGGAAAGAGAAAGAAUUGGAAGCUACUGUGCGUAGACCAGCUGAAGCAGAAAAAUAUCGUUUAGAAAAGCUUGCAGAAGCCAACAGAAAUAGGGUUAUAAUGGAAGCAGAAGCUGAAGCAGAAGCAAUUAGAUUAAAGGGUGAGGCUGAAGCUUUUGCAGUAGAAGCCAAAGCUAAAGCAGAAGCUGAGCAGAUGGCUAAAAAAGCAGAUGCUUUUAAAGAGUAUAAAGAUGCUGCAAUGGUAGACAUGGUUCUAGAAACAUUGCCUAAGCUUGCUGCUGAAAUCGCUGCACCUCUUACACAGUGCAACAAAGUAGUCAUGGUGUCAGAUGGAAAAAGUGAUGUUGGAGCCUCUAAAUUGACUGGAGAAGUUUUAGAUAUCAUUGCAAAAGUACCACAUGUAGUAACAAAACUGACUGGAGUGAAUAUAACUAAUUCAUUGAAAGUAGUUCAAGCAAAAACAUGAAACUGCUGUCGGUAAAUCACAAUUGUUUGAUUGGAGUAUAAAAGUUUGUCAUCUUAGUUAUUUAUAUGGUAGACCCAUUGAUUUGGG
This is a messenger RNA of Uloborus diversus, 1377 nucleotides long. Its product is annotated as flotillin-1-like. Gene Ontology annotation, cellular component: plasma membrane. The record is from RefSeq and is a predicted model, not a curated record. The transcript has 12 exons. Bases 1 to 1290 code for a protein of 429 amino acids. Lineage: Eukaryota; Metazoa; Arthropoda; Arachnida; Araneae; Uloboridae. Gene Ontology annotation, biological process: regulation of receptor internalization; protein kinase C signaling; positive regulation of cell-cell adhesion mediated by cadherin.